AUGUCAUCCAGUGCCACCGGCCCGACCGACCUCGGCGGUCAGACGCCGUUGCAGCAACACCAACAUCAACAGCCGCUACAACACGAGGGCUACAAUAUUGCCGACCAGAUGGAAGUGCGCGCUGCAUCGCAGUCAAACGGCCAAGGCGAACAUGGUGAUGACGACGAUGACAACGAUGAGCAGCGGCUACCUUGCCGACUGCCGCGCAGCUUGACCCUCCGUCUGUACACAUCACACUUUCUCUCGACAUGGAACUCUCGCGUCUUUGAGUUUGGCGCCGUGCUGUUCCUGGCCAACAUAUUCCCAAGCACGCUGCUGUACAUGUCGGUAUACGCCCUCGUCCGCAGCGCCUCGGCCAUUUUGUUUGCCCAGUCCAUUGGCUCCUGGAUCGACCGCGGCAACCGCCUCACCGUUGUGCGGGUCUCCAUCAUCGGCCAGCGUCUCGCCGUGGCCGUGAGCUGCGCCGUACUCUGGCUGAUGGAGCGCAAGGCGGGCUCGCACACCUACAGUGUAAUGCAGGGCCAGUUUGCGCUUGUGGUCCUUUUGGCUUGUGUGGAAAAGUUGUGCUCGGUCAUGAACCUUGUCUCGAUUGAACGGGACUGGGUUGUCGUCAUGACGGAGGGUAACGAGGUUGUCAGGCAAGAUCUCAAUGCCCGUAUGCGCCGCAUUGAUCUUCUCUGCAAACUUCUCGGACCCUUAGUCAUAUCCAGUAUCGCCGCAGCCUCAACAAUUAUAGCUAUUUGGGCCACGCUGGGCAUGAAUAUUGUGUCGGUGCUUUUUGAAUAUGUCUUCAUUGCACAGGUCUAUAAUCGUACCCCGGCCUUGAAGCGUACACCGCCAGCAUUAAUGAGCGAGGACCAACGGCCGAAUACAGACGGCCACAACACUCAUGCAGUACAGACGUGGCUCAAGUCCAUGAAGGCAAAUCUCCUGCCGCUGGGAUCCCUGCCUUUCUACUUCCACCAACCGGCUUUCUUGCCGUCUUUUUCACUCUCCCUACUCUAUCUUACUGUGUUGUCCUUUUCAGGGCAAAUGAUCACCUACCUCAUAUCGAUAGGCUAUACCAAUCUGCAAGUGGGUUUGGCCCGGACCGUGAGCACCAUGUUUGAGCUGAGCGCAACUUGGAUCGCUCCCCGGAUGAUGAAGCGCGUCGGCCUAGUGCGUGGCGGUAUAUGGAGUCUUUCCUGGCAGAUGAUCUGGCUCGCUGGUGCGGUAUCUUGGCUCUUUUCUGACUUUCACGGCGCCGGUACCAACAGCAUCAUGGCCGGGUCCGGACUGGUGGUUGGAGUGGGACUCAGUCGUGUUGGACUUUGGGGUUACGACCUUUGCGCCCAGGCUAUUGUGCAGAAUGAAGUCGACGCCAACCAUCGCGGCACCUUUUCAACCGUCGAGGCAGCUUUUCAAAACUUGUUUGAAAUGUUCUCGUACGUUACGACAAUUGUAUUCUCGGAUCCCAAGCAGUUUCAGUGGCCCGUCGUCAUUAGUGUCGUUGCAGUGUACAUGGCCGGCGGAGAGGUCACCUACUUCAUGUGCCACGCUGUAGCUGUGAAAAGUCGUAAGACGGCGGAAAUGGAGGUAACACCAUCUAUCAUCAAGUACCUGUCAACAAUGCAUCAGCGCUAG
This is a messenger RNA of Pestalotiopsis fici W106-1, 1623 nucleotides long. RefSeq lists its product as uncharacterized. The coding region runs from base 1 to 1623 and encodes 540 amino acids. Gene Ontology annotation, biological process: iron ion transmembrane transport. The transcript has 6 exons. The record is from RefSeq and is a predicted model, not a curated record. NCBI's taxonomy places the organism in Eukaryota, Fungi, Ascomycota, Sordariomycetes, Amphisphaeriales, Sporocadaceae. Gene Ontology annotation, cellular component: membrane. Gene Ontology annotation, molecular function: iron ion transmembrane transporter activity.